Messenger RNA from Hipposideros armiger (great roundleaf bat), 1635 nucleotides. RefSeq names its product disintegrin and metalloproteinase domain-containing protein 18-like. The transcript has 15 exons. The annotation marks the transcript as partial. NCBI's taxonomy places the organism in Eukaryota, Metazoa, Chordata, Mammalia, Chiroptera, Hipposideridae. Gene Ontology annotation, biological process: cell adhesion; binding of sperm to zona pellucida; proteolysis. Gene Ontology annotation, molecular function: metalloendopeptidase activity. Gene Ontology annotation, cellular component: plasma membrane. The record is from RefSeq and is a predicted model, not a curated record.
CUGCUUGCUGCCUUUCCUCCGCCAACUGCCAUCACUGUGGGGAGGCCCACCGGUCACGCAAUGUUUUCUCUCUUGCUGAUCCUCUCAGGCCUGGGCUGGCUGACCUCCGCAGGUCAUGACUCUGAAACAUCACUUAUGCAAACUACAGUGCCACGGAAGAUUAGAACCAACAUCGACGAUGGCGAUGUUUCAGAAAAGCAUGUCAUGUAUGCCCUCGAAAUUGAUGGGAAAACAUACACUCUCCAUCUUGAAAAACAGUCAUUUUUAGACCCUCAUUUCCGGGUGUAUUCUUACAACAAAUCAGGAACAUUGUAUCCAGAUUCUUCAUUUAUAAAGGGCCAUUGCUUUUAUCAAGGAUAUGCCGCAGAAUUUCCAAAAUCAGUUGUGACACUUAACAUCUGUUCUGGACUCAGGGGAUUAUUGCAGCUGGAGAAUGUCAGUUAUGGAAUUGAACCAUUGGAAUUUUCAUCUACAUAUGAGCAUAUGCUUUAUCAAAUAAAGAAUAAUGAAAUUCAUUUUCUCCCUUUACAAGAAAAUUAUACUAUAACCCCAUUGGUGAAUCAGUCCUACAAGAUUCUUGUGAAGUCAGAAAAAAAUUCAGAUGUUGUGCUAUUGAAAAGAACUCUGAAAAUACAAAUCAUUAUGGAUAAAGCUUUGUUUGAUUAUAUGGGCUCUGAAGUGGCAGUUGCAACUGAAAAUGUUGUCCAUAUCUUUAGCCUUAUCAAUACUAUGUUUUCCCAGCUUAAAUUGACUGUUAAUUUAACAUCUUUGGAGCUCUGGUCAGAUCAAAAUAAGAUUCCAUCUAACGGGGAUGCUAAUGAAGUACUACAAAAUUUUGUGUCAUGGAAAGAAAAGUUUUUGUUUCAAAGGUCCCAUGAUAUGGCAUUAUUAUUAAUUUAUAGGAACUAUUCUAAUUAUGUGGGAGCAACCUAUCAUGGAACGACAUGUGAUCCAAAGCAUGCUGCAGGAAUUGCUCUGUAUCCAAAGAGGAUAACUUUAGAGGCAUUUUCAGUUGUUCUGGCACAGUUGCUUGGAAUUAAUCUUGGAUUAACAUAUGAUGACAUCUAUAAUUGUUAUUGUCCAGGAACUACAUGCAUUAUGAAUCCUCAAGCAAUACGUUCCCAUGGUGUAAAGUUUUUUAGCACUUGCAGCGUGGAUGAAUUUAAAGGCAUAGUUUCACAGCCUGAAUUUGAAUGUCUUCAGAAUCAAACAAUUUCAGAAAUGAUCACCGGAAGAAAAACGUCAGUUUGUGGGAAUGGAAUUCUGGAACCAGAAGAGGAAUGUGAUUGUGGCCCUCCAGGGAAAUGCAGUCAUGAAAAAUGCUGUAAUCCUCAAAAGUGUGCUCUGAUUGGCUCAGCAGAAUGUGGCACUGGACCGUGCUGUGAUAAAAACACUUGUGUGGUGGCUGAUAAAGGAUAUAUAUGUCGGAUAAGCAAAGAUCCGUGUGAUUUUACAGAAUUUUGCAAUGGGAGCAUUGAGUAUUGCCCACGUGAUGUAACAUCUGCUGAUUUUGAACCAUGUAAUAAUCAUACUGCCUUUUGCUAUAAGGGAAUAUGCCGAGAUCGAGAUCUACAGUGUAUGGAAUUAUUUGGAAAAUUUGCUAAAAGUUCUACUUACCUGUGUUCAGAAGAAAUA